AUGGUCUUCGUGGGCAAGGAGUUCACCAUGCAGACCAAGAGCCUUCUCACAGCCAUCGUGAACAUUCCUAAAGCCCACCGGACUUUCUGCAAGAAGUGUGGCAAGCACCAGCCCCACAAAGUGACACAGUACAAGAAAGGCAAAGAUUCUCUUUAUGCCCAGGGACAGCGGUGUUAUGACAGGAAGCAGAAUGGCUAUGGUGGGCAGACUAAGCCGAUUUUCCAGAAAAAGGCUGAAACUACAAAGAAGAUUGUGCUGAGGCUUGAAUGUGUUGAGCCCAACUGCAGAUUUAAGAGAAUGCUGGCUAUUAAGAGAUGCAAGCAUUUUGAACUGGGAGGAGAUAAGAAGAGAAAGGGCCAAGUGAUCUAG
Puma concolor (puma) is the source of this 369-nucleotide messenger RNA. The record is from RefSeq and is a predicted model, not a curated record. NCBI's taxonomy places the organism in Eukaryota, Metazoa, Chordata, Mammalia, Carnivora, Felidae.